GUAAUUCAGUUUUACUACAAUAAUUAAUUGAACCAUAAAAUUGCCGUUGUUUUCUUUCCGGAGUAUGACAAAAAAUUCACUGACACCCAUACAUCUACAAUAAAAUAAUUUAUAGUUUUAUCGGCAGUCGAGCAAUGUUAAGUUUAAAAUCAUUUAUUUACCGACUGAAUGUGAAGUAGUAUGUGCUAAGUCUGUAUUCUGGAAGUUUUCGAAGAGGUAAUCAGUUCGCUCAUCUCUUAAUUUGCAUUGAAGACAGUGCUAAUUACCCAACUAUGGACUCUCGAAAUCUCUGCUACAAUUUAUCUGCGUCUCUUCUGAAGGUUACGUUACAAUGAGUUUCAACACCUUGAGGAAUUAUUUAAUAGAAAAGUGCAUGGUACAUUGCUAUUUUCGAGGACAUGAACACCACGUUUUUGUACUAGAAAUAAGAUGAUAGACCACAUGCCUGGUUCAGUGUACAAAGUUGUUAUUAUUUGUGGGGUUUCGUUGAUGUGCUUCAUUCCUGUUCUAUUCUACAACAAGCAAACACUCACGGAAAAAGGCUCUAUAUUUUUUACAGUGGACGACGAUGAUUUUUCGUUUAAUAAUUCCAAAUAUUUAGUUUCUACUCCCAAAUGCAAAAUCCCCGACUUAGACCCGUUCGACCCGAAAGUUCGCAAGUUCUACCAUCCCGAAAAGUACACCCCUUGUAGCAAACAAAUCUUGUUAACUUAUGUGACGAAAAUCGACAAUAUCGCAACUCUCCACAUUGACUCCGACGUAGUUCCGUCCUAUACGAAAAACAACUUCUCCUGUUGCUACUCCAACAUCACUCGCCAAGAAAACAAGAACAACCCAGACGACAACAUCAAAAUCACCCCAUGCGUCGCCUUUAAAGACAACGUAACCAUCCACAACUUCGUCAUGGUCAAAUGCAAAGACAUAAAAACCGGGAAGAGAAUCUACGAAAACACACAUGCAGUGAUAACAAUGAAGAAAGAAGUGAAAAGGAAAAUGGACGUGUUUAACAAUAACACCAUUAACCCCUUCAGUGUGUUGUUUGUUGGUAUUGAUAGCAUAUCCAGACUUAAUCUUUUAAGAAGUUUGCCCCUAACACACCAAAUUUUGGUGGAUAAUGAAUGGCUGCCUCUGAAAGGUUACAACAAGAUUGGAGAUAAUACUUUUCCUAAUGUGAUGGCAAUUUUGACUGGGUUCAACGAGAGUUAUGCUUACUCCAAAUGCGAUCCCAAAAAGUUGAAUAAGUUAGAUCAUUGUCCUAUGAUUUGGUUCGAUUUUAAGAAGUUGAAUUACAUCACUGGGUACGCUGAAGACGAAGCUUGGAUUAACACGUUCAAUUAUAAGAAGAAGGGGUUUACGGAGCCUCCGACGGAUUAUUACUUCAGACCUUACAUUCAAGGAUCUGAGAAAUUAAAAAUGAUAAGAAAGAACGAAAUGAACUACUGUACAGGUCCUGAAACGGCCGGGGAAAGAAUCUUGAACAUAGCAAGAGAUUUCGUUCUCACCUUCCGAGAUUAUCCCACCUUUUCCUUCUUUUGGAUGAACACCUUCAGUCACAACGACAUAAAUUCUCCAACUGGAAUGGAUUCCAAAAUUAAACAUUUCUUGGACGAGGUGAGUUCGAGCGGUGUUUUAGACAACACCUUCGUGAUUUUUCUAAGCGACCAUGGGAUGAGAUUCGGGGAGAUCCGUUACAUGCCCAUCGGAUGGCUAGAGGAGCGGUUACCUUUCAUCUACAUAUCCGUGCCAGAGCGCUUCAAGAGACAGUUUCCUGUCGAAUAUAGAAACUUGGAGGAAAAACGCCACCAUUUGACGAAUCCAUACGAUCUACACAUGACUCUACAACAUAUCUUGGUGUUAUCAGGGUUUAAUUAUACGAUGCGAACCAGCACAGCUUGUCCAAAGUGCAAGUCUUUGUUCAAGGACACCGAUUUUGAGAGGUCCUGCGAAGAUGCAGCCAUCGAGCAGCACUGGUGCACUUGUGCUGGUUACAGUCCUAUCAGUCCAAACAACAGGACGGUUUUAGACGCAUCAGAAUAUAUCAUAAGCCAAAUACAAGAAAUCAUUCAUGCCAAACGUAGUGAUUCUAAAUGUGCCAAAUAUAAUGUAAACAAAAUAAUCGCUUCUAGUAUUUCGGAAACUUUUACUUACAAGAACGAUACAUACUUUUUACUGGUGAUUGAAACACAGCCAAAGGCCGUUUUUGAAGCCACAGUUUUGUAUAAAAAUGAAACCAAGGACGAGUUCUUGCUGCAAGGAGGGAUCAGCAGACUCGACAGAUACAGUUGGCACAGUCGAUGUACGGAUGAUGCUUAUUUGAAGAAAUUUUGUUACUGCCGGUAAUCAUUGGUUCAAGUGCCUCAAGAUUUUUAUUUAUUUAUUUUUAUCAAAAAUUCAACGAAUGUAGCAACUAGAGUAGAAGUUUUUGUUGUAAAACAUUUAUGUUAAAUUACGGAAAUUUAGUUUGAAUUUUACGUUCAAACAAAGUGCAGCAAUACUAUUUAGCAAAUGAUUUUGUUUUUAUAAAACAGUUAUUUUUACACUCGUUUUAACGAGAUUUAUCAGUAUAUUGUUUCCGUAUUGUAUGAAAAUCAAAAUAACAUGUGAUAUUAUUGCAUUUGGUACAAUAAAUAUUUUCUAGUCAAUGCAUUU
Molecule: messenger RNA, 2649 nt
Organism: Zophobas morio
Lineage: Eukaryota; Metazoa; Arthropoda; Insecta; Coleoptera; Tenebrionidae
Exons: 6
Coding region: 430-2340 (636 amino acids)
Source: RefSeq, a predicted model, not a curated record